Messenger RNA from Thermothelomyces thermophilus ATCC 42464, 1666 nucleotides. RefSeq lists its product as uncharacterized. The transcript has 6 exons. The record is from RefSeq and is a predicted model, not a curated record. NCBI's taxonomy places the organism in Eukaryota, Fungi, Ascomycota, Sordariomycetes, Sordariales, Chaetomiaceae. The annotation marks the transcript as partial.
CUUCGGUGUGUGGUUCAGAUUGGACGAAGCCGGAUUUUGGGCUGAGGUUGGGCGGCAUAUGCCAAGGCCUACUAGCCCAGUUUCGACGAUGGGCUUGAUAAUUAACUACACAGUACGGACUAGUCCUGGCAACAUGCGGCCCGCGACUGUGGCUUUGAGCCUUGCCGGCGGCGCACUGUCGCGGGCAGUGUAGACCGGCCGCGGGGAAAGGAAGGGGGGAAUGGGGGGAACGGUUAUAAGAAGAUGGCAUCGUGCCCUCUUGCUGGGGCUGGAGCCUCGUCUCGCUCGCUGCAUUCAAGCCUCGUUCUCUCUCCCUCGUCUUCCCUUCCAACUUCGCGGCCUGUACAUAACGAAAACUCCGACAACUAAUCACACGACAUAUCCUCCGAGAGUUAUACGCCUGCCAGACGGGUCAAGAUGCGUCUCGGCCAGCUGGCGACCCGCGCAAUGCUGGGCGGCGUGUCCAUGCCCAUGCUCCGUGUGGACGUCAAGACCUCACCCAACCCCGCCGGCCUGUUCGUCCGCCAAUCCUGCGAUAUUGGCGAGACAAUGUGCGGCGGUGGGUGCAUGCCCUUUGGAAGCGACUGCUGCGAUGAGUACGGGUACGGGUACUCGGGAUACUGCGAAAUCGGCAGAUACUGUACGCCCGAAGGCGGCUGCUGUCGGAAUGGAAAGACUUGCAGUGGUCCGCCUAGUGGCUGUGAUGAGGGGGAGGAGUUGUGCAAUGACGGAUGCAUGCCUGAAGGUGCCGUCUGCUGCCCCAACGGCGGCUACUGCAGACCGGGAGAAGUAUGCGUGGGUGACAAUUACUGCGAGGCCGGCUCUUCCGGCAGCAGCAGCGGGUGCGACGAGGGCAAGAUCACCUGCGACUCCGAUUACUGCAUUCCGGAAAGCGGCACGUGCUGCAAUAUGGGUCUGGGAGAGUACUGCAAGGCCGGCUACUACUGCACGAACAGCGGCUGCUGCCCGAACGGACGCACCUGUACCGGGAACGGCGGCGGCGGCUCAGGAGAUGACGGUGACGACGGCGACGACGAUGACGGGGGUGAUGAUUCCGACUUCACUACUACUACCAGCACAGACUUUGAACUCAGCACGAGCGCAGCCUCGUUCGAAUCCACGCCCACUACCACCAGCCAAGACGACUCCGACUCCGACCUGGAACCUACCAGCACCGAUUCAGACGUCGACAGUUUCCCUACGGACGAGCCGGGACCCACCACCACUGAGACCUCUUCCCCCACCGAUGAGCCUGACUCUCCUCCCUCGUCCUCCUCGCCUGGGUCGGGUGGUGAUGAUGGCUUUACGGUGCCCAGUGCUGGAGCGAAGUCGGGGUUGGCGGUACCCGGCGGGUGCCUGGCGCUGCUCAUCGCCGGGGUAAUGGCGUUGUUGAUCUAAGCUGAGGAGUGAGUUCGGCAUCAACAGACCGAGGUUAUAUUCAUUUGGGUCCUUUCAAGGCUUGCUCUGUGCUGUCUCAUGUCCAUGUAUUGGAGUUGCGAGAGUCUCGCGGUCGCGCCAGAUGUACUUGUGACCCUAAUUAGUUCAAGCUAGCUUUUAAACCUCUUGACUUUUUCAAGUAUCUCCGGCUAUCCAGCCUUCAUAUUCAGAUCGGGGGCUGAGACUUUUCGGUGGCACACAACCGGUGAGGAACCCCCCCUCGGCCGAA